Molecule: messenger RNA, 847 nt
Organism: Cavia porcellus (domestic guinea pig)
Lineage: Eukaryota; Metazoa; Chordata; Mammalia; Rodentia; Caviidae
Gene: Rpl10
Product: ribosomal protein L10
Exons: 6
Coding region: 144-788 (214 amino acids)
Biological process (GO): translation; ribosomal large subunit assembly
Cellular component (GO): ribosome; cytosolic large ribosomal subunit
Molecular function (GO): structural constituent of ribosome
Source: RefSeq, a predicted model, not a curated record
UGGGAGCGCCUCUUUUCUUUCGGCGCGGUGAGUGUGCUAGUCGUCGUUUGGUUUCUUGCUUUUCUUUUUGUUGUGGCUUGAGGCUUAUCCUCCUGUGUUCCGACUUUGUGUCGUUGCAGCACCCGAAGACCCUUGGUGUCGCCAUGGGACGCCGUCCCGCCCGGUGUUACCGGUACUGUAAGAACAAGCCCUACCCAAAGUCUCGCUUCUGCCGAGGUGUCCCUGAUGCCAAGAUCCGCAUUUUUGACCUGGGGCGGAAGAAGGCGAAAGUGGAUGAGUUCCCACUUUGUGGCCACAUGGUGUCUGAUGAAUAUGAGCAGCUGUCCUCGGAAGCUCUGGAGGCCGCCCGGAUUUGUGCCAACAAGUACAUGGUGAAGAGCUGUGGCAAAGAUGGCUUUCACAUCCGUGUGCGGCUCCACCCUUUCCACGUCAUCCGCAUCAACAAGAUGUUGUCCUGUGCUGGGGCUGACAGGCUCCAGACUGGCAUGAGGGGUGCCUUUGGGAAGCCCCAGGGCACAGUGGCAAGGGUUCACAUUGGACAGGUAAUCAUGUCUAUCCGCACCAAGCUGCAGAACAAGGAGCAUGUGAUUGAGGCUCUGCGCAGGGCCAAGUUCAAGUUUCCUGGGCGCCAGAAGAUCCAUAUCUCUAAGAAGUGGGGCUUCACAAAGUUCAAUGCAGAUGAAUUUGAAGACAUGGUGGCCGAGAAGCGCCUCAUUCCUGAUGGCUGUGGGGUGAAAUACAUCCCGAAUCGUGGUCCCCUGGACAAGUGGCGGGCCUUGCAUUCCUGAAGGCUUCCACUGCCCUGUCCCCCACAGCAAGCUCAUGAAUAAAUCUUAUCUCUGCCCUA